AUGUAAAAAGAUAAAACCUAAGAAUAAUUCUCUUUCUUUAAGACAAAAAGUGAACAUCAGAAAGAUCAAGCAAGCAUUUUUAAUUAGAGCGCAUAGUAAAGUUAAAUAUAAAUAUGUAGUUUUGGAGGAAGUAGUAAAGAGUAAUUACUUGAAUCAAAAGUUGAAUAUCAUCAAACAACUCCGAAAUAGCAUUUAACUUAAUCACUGGAAUCAUUUGGAUGCAUAUUAGCUAGAUAUUUAGGUCUACAAAUGAUUAACAUAUAGAGUUAAUUGGAACAAUCUAUUGAAUAUUUAGAUAGCAAUAUUCAUGAUAUGAAAAUUACUAUUUAUAAUGCUUAAGUAAUAUUUAGUUAGAAAAACUAACAAUAAGAAUUUGAUUUGGCUAGAUAGGAACAAUGCAAUUAAAUCUAAUUAAUCAUUGAUUAAAUAGAAGAUUUGAAUUGCAAAUAAAGGUUAUCUAAACUAUUAGGAAAGAUAGAGGAAGUAAGAUUUACAAGUUAAUAUAAAUUAAAAUCAAUAAGAGCAGAAUUAUUUGAGACAUAAACUAUUUAUUUUUAAGUUAUUGAAAAAGAUCCAAGCAUGAAAGCCUUUAUAGAAUUAGUUAAAAAGGAUUCAAUCAUAAUAGCCUAAUAAAUAUUUCCACAUAUUAUUGUACUGAGUUCUGUUUUUAAGGAAAUUCUUAAAUUAGAUUUAAUACAUUAAAUUUAAUAGAAUGCUUUAAGUUAAUAAUGCAUUGUAAAUUAUAUAUAAUAAUUAAAUAAAAAUCAAGAGAUAUCCUAAUAUUGUUAAUAGAUUUCAGUAAUAUAUCCUCAAAUGAAGGAACAUUUUAAAGAGAUUGAAGAAAUAAGAAAUAAGAAAAGAGAUUCAUUUUAAUAUGAACUUUAAGAGGAAGAUAAGGAAAUUUUAUAACUCUUUUGCGAUAGAUAAAGUAAUUAAGUGCAAUUAUUGCCUGAUGAUUUAUAUUUUCCAGAUUAAAUUUGUGAAUUGAUUUAAUUAACAUGUUUGUUAAUUACAGAAAGAUCAAAAUCAAAAGAGGAUACAUUCAAUAAAACUAUAUAAGUUGAGAUAUAAAGUAUUCUACAUAGUGAAAUGUUUAAAUAAUACUCAUUUAUUUUUGAUCUUAUAGCAGAUACAAUUCAUUCUAGUCAAUUGAGAUUAUUACUUUAUGGAUAUGUAGAAUGUAUUUUAGAUUUUAAAUUUGUCAAAUUUUAUAGCUAUCUUUAAACAGAUCUUAUAACUUUGAAUUAAUUAUCAAAGAGAACAUAAAUUAAAUUUAAUUAGGAAUAAUUAUAAUAAUUGAAAAACAGGGUAUGUAUAACAAGAAGAUAAAAUCUUCAAUAUUAAGAUUUUGCUUAAAUCAUUCAAAAAGCAGGAGAAUUGGAAAUACUUAUAAUUACUGAAUAAUAGGAAGUCAUAGUCGAUGAAAUAAAUGAAUUUGAAAAUUAGAUAUAUGAAAGUUUGCAAAUUAAUGAAUUAAUUAUCUAUAAAGAACCAUAAGCCUUAAAUAUAAGAAUGAAAAAAUUAAGAUUUCUUAUGGAAUUAUUACUUAGGUAUUAUAAAGUGUCAAGUCAGACUUUUUAAAGAUUAUUACUAUAUAAAGAUUAAAUCUAUGAGAAUAAAUAAUAAUCAGUAAUAUAUCAUAAGUAAAAAGUGCUUGUUUCAAAGGAAUAACAUAGUACUAUAUCAAAUCAAAAGAAGAAUUAAAAUUUAAUUGAAAUAUUGAAUUAAAUUUAAAGUGAUGAUGUAUUAGGAACAGAAAAAAAUUACUAUAGACCAAGUAUUUAUAGAAUGUUUAAGGGAUUAAGUAAUUAAUAGGCAAAUUCAACAUCUUUAGAGAAAAUUUUGAUAAAAUUUGAAUAGAAAUAUUAAUAAAAUUAUGCAAACUAAAUAAAGAGUGAUUUUGUNCCUAAUAUUGUUAAUAGAUUUCAGUAAUAUAUCCUCAAAUGA
Paramecium sonneborni is the source of this 1947-nucleotide messenger RNA. The record is from the annotation of a GenBank genome assembly. NCBI's taxonomy places the organism in Eukaryota, Ciliophora, Oligohymenophorea, Peniculida, Parameciidae.